This is a messenger RNA of Neurospora tetraspora, 578 nucleotides long. Its product is annotated as NADH:ubiquinone oxidoreductase 11.6kD subunit. The record is from RefSeq and is a predicted model, not a curated record. The transcript is spliced from 2 exons. Bases 93 to 410 code for a protein of 105 amino acids. NCBI's taxonomy places the organism in Eukaryota, Fungi, Ascomycota, Sordariomycetes, Sordariales, Sordariaceae.
CACCAAGUCGCUUCCUCUCCCGAAUUCAACCUCAACCUCACCACACCACCACCACCACACCGAUCGCGCAACCCAAGAACAUAUCAACAAAAAUGCCAGCCCCCAUCCUCCGCGCCGGCGCCCUCGUCGCCUCCCGGCGCGCAUUCAGCACCACCCGCGCCGUCCGCUCCGGCGGUGCCCCGCACUACGACCCCCCCAGCGGCUGGCUGUUCGGCGUCAGACCGGGCGAGAAGUACGAGAGGGAAGGGUGGGAGAUCCCGUUCUUCUAUGGGUUCUGCGGCAGCUUUGCUGUUGCUACGAUUGCGUAUGCUUUUAAGCCUGAUACUUCCAUCCAGACAUGGGCUCUCGAAGAGGCUCGCCGCCGACUAGAGGCCGAGGGCAUCCUCGAGGAUCCUCAGCCCGAGAAGUAAACGUCUCGAAUGCCAUGUUGUUGUAUCUGCGCCCAUCCAUCAACCAUUCGCCAGCACAUUUACAAACCUCAAGGAGUGGGCGCCAACAACAACAACAACGCCAGGUGGCAAUUUAACGAUUACCUUCGAAAUUUUGGGAAUACCAGGAAACAGUCGAGUCGAGUCGAG